Messenger RNA from [Candida] anglica, 1953 nucleotides. NCBI's taxonomy places the organism in Eukaryota, Fungi, Ascomycota, Pichiomycetes, Serinales, Debaryomycetaceae. The record is from the annotation of a GenBank genome assembly.
AAUAAAGUUCUUUUUUAAGACUCGUUUACUACCCAUCUGAUUUUUUUUGACUGGACAACGUUACAUUCUGCUGCUGUGUGCAUAAAGAGAAAGUACUAAGUCGUUCGUUGUCAUAAUAAUUUUGUGAGACUGUAUUGUUGCUUUCAAUAUUAAAGAGAAUUAAUCAAUAACAGAAAUAUCAUCUACAUAUUUUUAUUAUAUAACCUUAUCAAAGAGAAACAACUCCCAUCAUCCGUGUCGUACCUUUGAAAUAACUUCCCCCCUUACCCCCACCCCUUCCGUAUCUUAUUCCCACCCCCAUACACACAAUAUAAAUAAUGUCUGAACAUCAAGAAGCCGAUAUCGAUUCCAUUGUGGACAGAUUGCUCGAAGUUAGAGGCUCCCGUCCAGGUAAGCAAGUGACUCUUCUUGAACACGAAAUUAGAUACCUUUGUACCAAGGCUAGAGAAAUCUUCAUCCAACAACCAAUUCUUCUUGAAUUAGAAGCUCCUAUCAAAAUUUGUGGAGAUAUCCACGGUCAAUAUUACGAUCUUUUAAGAUUGUUUGAAUAUGGUGGAUUCCCUCCAGAAGCAAACUAUCUUUUCUUGGGUGAUUACGUUGAUAGAGGUAAGCAAUCUCUUGAAACCAUUUGUCUUUUACUUGCUUACAAGAUCAAAUAUCCAGAGAACUUUUUCAUAUUGAGAGGUAAUCACGAAUGUGCUUCUAUCAAUAGAAUCUAUGGGUUUUAUGAUGAAUGUAAAAGAAGAUACAACAUCAAGUUGUGGAAAACUUUCACAGAUUGUUUCAACUGUUUACCUAUUGCCGCUAUAAUCGAUGAAAAGAUCUUCACCAUGCAUGGUGGUUUGUCUCCAGAUUUGAACUCUAUGGAACAAAUUAGAAGAGUCAUGAGACCUACAGACAUUCCAGACGUUGGUUUGUUGUGUGACUUGUUAUGGUCCGAUCCCGAUAAGGACAUCACCGGAUGGUCCGAAAAUGACAGAGGUGUAUCAUUUACAUUUGGUCCUGAUGUUGUAUCAAGAUUUUUACAAAAACAUGAUAUGGAUUUGAUUUGUAGAGCGCAUCAAGUGGUGGAAGAUGGUUAUGAAUUUUUCUCCAAGAGACAAUUGGUUACAUUAUUUUCUGCUCCAAACUAUUGUGGAGAAUUUGAUAACGCUGGUGCCAUGAUGAGUGUUGAUGAAAGUUUGUUGUGUUCCUUCCAGAUAUUAAAGCCAGCUGACAAGAAACAACCGAGAUAUCCUCAAUCCGCUAGUGCUGGAAACAGCAGACCGGUCACCCCACCAAGAAAGCCUAAGAGAGGUACCAAAUAAGCAUAAAUAAAGAAAUAAAACAAACCCAAUGGGGGUGAUUAGAGGAAGCAGAAGCACUUUAAUGUGUCCUUUUUUUUUUCUGCUCCUUCUUUUCACUUUCAUUGAACCCAUACAUUACUACUAACCAUCGUUUAUAAGUACCCCCAUCCCUAUAACUCACACCAACCACCUGUUUAAUUUCUUUUAUUUGUUCCUAUCCUUGUUAUUAUUGUUUUUUUAUUUACCUUUUAUGAUUGCCGCCAUUUUGCAACCAUCCAUUUUCACCCUCGCGAACUCAACCCCUUUCAAUAUAUCACUCUCGGGUGAUUUAUUGUUGAUUGUGUUUUUUUUUUUCAAGUUUCCUUGUCUUUGAAUAUCCAAGUUAUAAGCUUGUGUUAUUUAAUCAUCGAUUUUUCAUUAUGAUGAUGAGAUUUGAAGAAGAACAUAUGAAUAUUGAGAGGUUUGACCAAUAAAUGAGAGUCUUUUGGAUAAUGUUAUGACUUGUUAAUGCUUUUGAACCAGUACAUAUUUACCCAUCCACCAACGCUGUCAUCAACCCACCCACCCACACGCCCGCACGCACCACACACAAACACGCACACAUACCGUCUUUAUAGCUUUUAUAGAGUAGGAAUUAUUUAUCUUUAGAUAGUAUUUUAAAUAGUGA